Molecule: messenger RNA, 1102 nt
Organism: Suillus clintonianus
Lineage: Eukaryota; Fungi; Basidiomycota; Agaricomycetes; Boletales; Suillaceae
Exons: 5
Coding region: 96-941 (281 amino acids)
Source: RefSeq, a predicted model, not a curated record
GUCCACAUGUCCCUACCCCCGUCUUCUCCUACUGCUCAUUCCACCCACCACUAAGCCCAUCCUCGAGCCUCAUCGGUUUGUUUCAUCGUACCAUCAUGCCCGGCAGCAUAGAAAGCCAUUCUAUCACACUUGAAUUUAUCGAUGGACAUAAUCUUCAAGUCCCUUCCAAGCGCAUGCCCGCUGGUAUUUACAUAUCCAUCAAUGUCGAUUCGAGGAGACGCUGGAACUCAGCCAUUAGAGUCUUGUCAUCCGACAAAUCCGUAGCGUGGGGAGAUAGCGUGAACCUAUCAUCACACGAGUCACCUGCAUUACCAAUGGAGAUUAGAGCGUCCUUUGAGCAAGAUCGAACGCUGGGCAAUGGUGAAAUAAUCGGACAACUUCAAACAUCGUGGGAUGAGUUGCUCGAUCAUGGAGAUGAACCAUUCAAACUGUCCUUCCUACCUGUUCGUGGUGUUAAUCCUUCGCUCACGCUGAAGGCCACUGUUGUACAUGCUAGCGAUUGUCAGGACGGCGCACUACUUGACGUGAGCGACCCCAUACUUUGUCCUGUUAGUUAUGUUGACAGAACACCAACUGUAGUCCCUCGUGGACUGCGAGAUCGCUCAAGACACAGAUGCAGGGCCGUAAAACCAUGUCAUGGAUUUAAGGCUACGUCCGAUUACUUAGCCAUGCCACAACUGCAUCCGCAGGCAACAGCGACCAUCGAACUGCAUAAACCUUGGUUAUUGCACGGCGAGACUGCUCAAGGGUUCAUGAUAAUCAGCAAUCUACCGGCAAGGGAGAUUGACCGUGCAUGGAAGCGCCAGUCCAUCAAUCACCUCCAGUUAUGCACUUGGUGCUCUGGCAUUUGGACUGCAAGAGGUCAAUUUCGACCCGGAACCUUUGAAGGUGUGAACUACUUCUGUUGUUGGAUUUAUUCGGAUUUUACGUUGCGUUUAUGAAGACCUUGGAUAACGAUGUCCCCAUUGACAUGCCUGAUACUUCUAUUGAAAUUUCGGUGACUAGAGAGGUGCAACAAUCGUCUUCCCGCGAGGCCGCACUGGAAGUUUUGUCUCAUACAUCAGGGCAUUCGGCAGCACAACAGUGGAUUUGAGGAGCAACG